UCCUCGUCCGGCAGCACCAUGUCGUCAGACUCCAGCAAGAAGAGGAAGCCCAAAGUGAUCCGCACAGACGGGGGCCCGCAGGAUGGCAAGCGGGGCAAGGCUGAUGCUGACCAGGAUGCUAGGUACUACAGUGAGGAGUGCGAGGUGGAUCUCCGUGACCCCAUCAAAGACUACGAACUCUACAGAGACACUUGCCAGGAGCUUCAGAGACUGAUGGCAGAAAUCCAGGAGCUGAAGAGCAGAGGCAUCAAGGACAGUGCGGCGGAGAUAGACGAGCGGCGCAUUCAGAGCUGCGUGCACUUCAUGACCCUGAAGAAGCUCAACCGCUUGGCUCAUAUUCGGCUGAAGAAAGGGAGAGAUCAAACCCAUGAGGCAAAGCAGAAGGUCGAUGCCUAUCACCUGCAGCUCCAGAACUUGCUCUACGAGGUGAUGCACCUGCAGAAAGAGAUCACCAAAUGCCUGGAGUUCAAGUCCAAACAUGAGGAGAUUGAACUGGUGAGCCUGGAGGAGUUUUACAAAGAGGCCCCCCCCGAAAUCAGCCGGCCUGCCAUCACCCUGUCUGAGCCCCACCAGCAGACCCUGGCCCGCCUGGACUGGGAGCUGGAGCAGCGCAAGAGGUGGGGCAGCGGCGUCUCGGCUCGGUGCCAGCCUGCUACAGGGCAAGGCUCUUGGCAGACCCCCGGCUCAAGCUCCACAGCUCCUGG
Molecule: messenger RNA, 704 nt
Organism: Eurypyga helias (sunbittern)
Lineage: Eukaryota; Metazoa; Chordata; Aves; Eurypygiformes; Eurypygidae
Product: THO complex subunit 5 homolog
Exons: 5
Biological process (GO): positive regulation of DNA-templated transcription, elongation; mRNA export from nucleus
Cellular component (GO): THO complex part of transcription export complex
Molecular function (GO): mRNA binding
Source: RefSeq, a predicted model, not a curated record